Molecule: messenger RNA, 2640 nt
Organism: Syngnathoides biaculeatus (alligator pipefish)
Lineage: Eukaryota; Metazoa; Chordata; Actinopteri; Syngnathiformes; Syngnathidae
Product: gap junction alpha-8 protein-like
Exons: 3
Coding region: 560-1822 (420 amino acids)
Biological process (GO): cell communication
Cellular component (GO): connexin complex
Source: RefSeq, a predicted model, not a curated record
CCGCCAUCUUGAUACUCUCAAAACAAUCAUGCCCACCUGUACAAGCAGUUUGGUGGCUGUGAGAAAACAUUCCACAGGCGUUCCUUUCUUCUAAUCUUCGAGGACAUCCACACACCUACAUCCUUACACGACUUCCCUAAAUUCUGUCAUGGUCGAACUACAGCCAAAGCCUCCGCAAGAACUUGCGGGAUGUUUUAGGAAGUCGGUACGGACUCCCGUGCUGGGGUGGACCCGGUGGUCCGGCGUCCAUGCUGCCAUGGCAGCCCGAGGCCUGCUCCCCAUACAUCCCCUCUCGGGCUCUGUUGAUCCUAUUGUCUCUCUGCGUCACCACACGUCGCCCCGGCAAAUAAAGGCUGUCUGGCUCCAAGCUUAAACAUCGCAGCGAACUCAAAACCAACCAUCAGAGCCGAUUCAUUCACAUCUGCUCAGUGGGGCGACAAGGACAGGGCUUUAGGUGGGAAAGAGGGCAGAAAAAAGUUCAUUUUUCCCUGUCGGGUGCCAAGAGAACGGGACAGGACUCAACUUCGAGGGAGCCGCAGCUGUGUGCUACGGACCGAUCAUGGGUGACUGGAGCUUUCUGGGAAAUAUUUUAGAGGAAGUCAACGAGCACUCCACGGUGAUCGGCAGGGUGUGGCUCACGGUUCUCUUCAUCUUCCGCAUCCUCAUCCUGGGCACGGCGGCGGAAUUUGUGUGGGGCGAUGAGCAGUCCGACUACGUGUGCAACACGCAGCAGCCCGGUUGCGAGAACGUAUGCUACGAUGAGGCCUUCCCCAUCUCCCACAUCCGCCUGUGGGUCCUGCAGAUCAUCUUCGUGUCCACCCCGUCUCUGGUGUACGUAGGCCACGCCGUGCACCACGUGCACAUGGAGGAGAAGCGUAAGGAGCGCGAGGAGGCAGAACUUAGCCGGCAGCAGGAGCUGAACGAGGAGCGACUCCCGCUGGCACCCGACCAAGGGAGCGUCCGCACCACGAAGGAGACCAGCACCAAAGGAAGCAAGAAGUUCCGACUAGAGGGCACCUUGCUAAGGACCUACAUCUGCCAUAUCAUUUUCAAGACACUCUUUGAGGUGGGCUUCGUGGUGGGCCAAUACUUCCUGUACGGCUUCCGCAUCCUGCCUCUGUACAAAUGCAGCCGCUGGCCCUGCCCCAACACCGUGGACUGCUUUGUGUCUCGCCCCACAGAGAAAACGGUCUUCAUCAUCUUCAUGUUGGCCGUGGCUUGCGUCUCACUCUUCCUCAACUUUGUGGAGAUCAGCCACCUGGGCCUCAAGAAGAUCCGCGUUGUUUUUCGCAAGCCGGCCCCCGCCCCGGCUCAGGGCGAAGGCUCGGCCGCCUUGCCGCCGGGGAAGAGCCUGCCUCCCUUGGCAGUGUCCUCUUUGCAGAGGGCCAAAGGUUACAGGCGUCUGGAUGAGGAGAAAGUUCCCCCUAUAACGCAACUGUACCCGCUGUCGGAAGUUGGCAUGGAAGCCGGCAGGGGGGCCCCACCCUUCCACGGGCUCGAGGAGAAGGCCGAGGAGGAGCUGCCUAUGGGGGACAUCCCCAAACCGUACGACGAGACUCUGCCCUCCUACGCCCAGACCACUGAGACCGCAGGGGUGACGCUACAGCAGGCGGAAACGGCCAAUGAGACGCCGCCGGUGGGGGUGGAGGGUGGGGAGUGGCAGGGGGCCAAUGUUGAGGCGGAGGGGGCGGUCACCGCGGAGGGAGGAACCGCGGCGGCCCAGGCCGAGAGGAAGGCGUCGGAUACGAUAGAGGACAGCAGACCUCUGAGCCGACUGAGCCAAGCGAGCAGCAAGGCCCGGUCGGACGACCUCACUGUAUGAACAUGUGAGAGUGAGCCGAUGCACGUACCACUGCGCAACAUCACACACACACACACACACACACUGCCAAAACAUCUAUAUUUAUGGCCAAAAUCAUACCAAAUUCAUCACCAACAACACACCGCCCCGAAUGGACAUUUAGUCAGUGAUUAAAAAUGCCAAGGCUCAAUAUUGCCUGCCUGAAUUUUACCAUUAGGAUUUUCCACCGCAAAAUUGUGGAGCUGAAUUUAAAUCAUGCUCUCAUACAGUAUCAAAAAUGUUAGCAAUAAUGAGAAGAAAUCCCUAUUUGGUGCAUGCUCCACCCUUCCAAAAUUCAAUAUCUUAUCAAUAUAUUAUAUAUAUAUAUAUUAUAUCAAUAUUUGUGUUUGUGUCAAAUAUGAAACAAAAAGUGUGUUCUCUGUAUUCGAAAAUUGCAGGGCAGACACGUUUUUACUUGAUAUAGGAAAAAAAAAAAUGAUACUGUAUGUUCCAUUUUGAAGUAAGACCUUUUUUUUAACCAAAGGUUUUGAUCACACGAUGGAAGGUUUGGACAUUUUUACAAGCCGAAGAGCGUUUCAGUAUACUUGUGCGUCUGCCGAUCAGUCACUUUCGCUGUCGUUCAAAAAAACGUUGCCAUAACGCGAGCGCACGCCACGCGGACAAGUGCCUACUCUUCCAUUCGCGUACGACGUCACGUAGCUCUUCGUCAUCAGCAAAAGUCACAUUUUCGGCGUCAAAAGGAGAGUGCCUUUUUUUUUUUUUUGCACGUGCAGAGGUUUCGUAGGCGUUGCGAGGUUGUUGUUUUUCCCCAUUAUACCCAUGAAUAAUGCGUCUCUUUA